GCAAAAAACUAAAAUGUCAAGUGGUAUUGUGUAAACUGUAAACAUUGAAUCGUUCUAUAUUAUUUUAUAAACUAAAAAUAGUUUACUUCUAAAUUAGGUACAACAAUAUUAAAGGUAAUUUCUGUUACAAGGAAUAUAUUGAAUAAUUUGGUGAAAUGAAUUCGAAGGAUAGAAUUCUCAACUUUGUGAAAUGCUCAAUAAGUGGUAUUGGAUUUAUAUCUGCAUUUUAUACUGUUAUAAAUCUGAUGAUAUUUUUAUCGGACCCUUCUAAUAAUCGAUCUGUGGGAUAUUUUCGAAGAGGUGAACCAAUCACAGAUUGUUUUUGGAUGCUUCUGGUAGAUAUGGUUCUUUUGGCAUUAUUCAUUAUACAACACUCGAUAUUAGCUAGUGGUAAAGUAAAAUCUUGGUUCGAAAAUUAUGGAAUUCUUGAUUUAUAUCGAAGUUUUUAUAUAAUAACUACAUCAUUAGUUCUGCAGAUUCUAUUCACAAAUUGGCUUUCUAUUGGAGAAGUUACAUUAUGGAAACUAAAUCUUACAAAUAAACCAGUAUGGUUCACAUAUUAUGCAACCCAUAUACUUGCUUGGAUUUUUAUUUAUGUUGGGAAUAUUUGCAUGGACAUUAAUGAAUUGUUGGGCAUCAAGCAAGUAUUUUAUUCAAUAAAGAACCUUCCUGGUCCUGAUACAAGAAAAUCACAGGAAUUGAAGAAAUUGUGUUCCCAUAUUAACCACCCAAGUUUCACGGCUUUUAUGAUAUUGUUUUGGAUGACAUCUGUGAUGAGUCUGGACAGAUUAAUUCUAGCAGUUAUAUUCACCGUCUAUCUUUUAGUUGGUUGUAAGACUGAUCAAGGAGAUUAUGCUUAUCACAAGUCACAAUACUCUCUCAAAUGUCAGGAGUUACGCUACUUAAAAUCUUGAUUAUUUCAAGAUAUUCAAUAAGUGGGACUUUGAAUUUAAAAAAAUGAAGACUCUGAAAAAGCAAGAAAUGUUCCAAAAUACCUAGUUAAGUUGAUAAGCAGUUCAGUUACAUAUUAGAGAAAUAUUGGCUUUGCAAUAAACUGAAGCUAUCUUCAGUAACAAAGUGAUUAUUGUUACUGUUUACUGUAAACUAUAACAACUCUCAAAGCUAUUCAAGUAAUUAACUUUCCUUAAGUUUGAUUAUAACGAAAUUGACUUAGAAGACCAUUAUAAAUGUACUUAUAAUUUUUUUCAGGUUUUUUGUGGUAAAUUUGAUUUUUUUAUAUAAUUUAUUCAAUGAAAUGCAGGAACAUCUUUCUCUAAAUAAUGUUAUGUAUUAUAAAUAAUAAAUUUUAAUAAUUAGGUUAUUAGAAAAUUUUAGACCCCAAGAACAUCUUCAGAAGGUUCAAAUUAUUGUUUUGGUUCCAAAUUGUCAGGAACUGAUAUUUAAUAUUUUCCAUUUAUAACAAUCUUCAGUUAGUAAUUGAUAUCAAAUUUUGUGUAAUGUGAAUUACAAAUAUUACAAUGAA
Messenger RNA from Harmonia axyridis, 1483 nucleotides. Its product is annotated as nurim homolog. Lineage: Eukaryota; Metazoa; Arthropoda; Insecta; Coleoptera; Coccinellidae. The transcript is spliced from 5 exons. The record is from RefSeq and is a predicted model, not a curated record. Gene Ontology annotation, cellular component: nuclear membrane. Bases 156 to 914 code for a protein of 252 amino acids.